AUGGCCCAGCUCCGCCUCACCGACUUCUUUGGCCGCACGAAGGCGGCCACCGGAGCCCCGGCCAAGCGUGGUGGCCGGCUUAAGGCCGCCAUUGCCUGUCCCCCGGUGCACCGGGAGGAGGAGGACGGUGCCCCGGUGGGGCUCAGCGCCCACCCGCCGCCGCUGCCCGCCUCGCCGCGCACCCCGGCCCGCGGGGGCUCGCCGGCGGUGCGGGGGUUGGCGGGAAGGAAGCGGAGCCGCCGUGAGAUGGAAACGGAGCCGUCGGCUGAGGUCCGGCCCGGGGAACCGAGCGGGAAGUCGGCGCGGAAGAGGCUGGAGCUGCACCGGGAUGCAGAACCGGGGCCGCCGGCCGCGGCCACCAGCCCCUCACCUCUGGCCACUGCUCGUCCCCCCACACCGCCCUCACUGGAUCUGACAACGGACCCCCCAGCCAGCAUCACCCGCUCCCCCGGCCGGGGGCAGGAUGGGGGGACACAACCCGGCACAGCCCCUCCGGGAUCAACCAGGCGUCUGCAGUGGGAGGACCUGGCCGAGCUGCAGUGCCGCCUGCGGAGGGUGACGGCGCUGGCCCAGCUGCCACCCGUCCCCGCCGGGGCCAGCACCGACCUGCAGAGCCGUCUGGAGCGAGUGAGGCAACUGGAGCUGCGGAUUCGUGAGAAGAAAGCGGGAAGCGGAGCCACGCCGGGAGCGCAGCCAUCUGGGGACACCGGGGUGGCAGCUUCUGUGGCAGAGGCUGGCGAGAAGGCCCCCGCGUACCAGCGGUUCCACACCCUCGCGCAGGACCUGCCCCCGGGGCUCACGCUGCCCUACAAGUUCAAGGUGCUGGCGGAGAUGUUCCGCAGCGUGGACACCGUCGCCGGGAUGCUCUUCAACCGCGCCGAGACCAUCACCUUCGCGAAGGUCAAGCAGGGGGUGCAGGACAUGAUGCGCAAGCAGUUUGAGGAGCGGCACGUGGGGCAGAUCAAGGCGGUAUACCCCACCUCGUACAGGCUCCGCCAGGAGAAGAAUAUCCCCACCUUCGGCAACAGCGUGAAGAAGUCUGACUACCAGCUCACGCUGGAACCGGUGCUGGGGGAAGAGGAGAAAGUGGACGGCCGCCCGCACUUGUCGGCGUCGCGCUUGCUGGAGCGCAGGAAGGAAUUCAACCGCAACCUGGUGAACAUCGUCAAGCAGCACCACAAGGCAUUCCUGGCCGCCCUCAGCCCUCCCAUGGUGGUGCCGGAGGAGAAGCUGACCCGCUGGCAUCCCCGCUUCAACGUGGACGAGGUGCCGGACAUCAGCCCGGCGGAGCUGCCGCAGCCGCCCCACGAGGACAGGCUCACCACGGCCCAGGAGGUGCUGAGCACGGCUCGGGGGAUGCUGACCCCCAAGAUGGAAAAAGCUCUUGCCAACCUGGCCUUAAGAACCGCUGAAGCCGGUGCGGGGGAACCGGUGGUUUCCAAAGCACCGUCCCCUGCCAGCACCUCCAGUGCUCUGAAAGGGGUGUCCCAGGCCCUGCUCGAGAGGAUCCGGGCGAAGGAGGCGCAGAAGCUGCAGGCGUUGAUGACGCGGGACCCGCGGCAGGAGGAGCGGCUCGCCAUGCUGGGGCGGCUGCCGGCCAUGGCCCGCAUCCUGCGCAACGUCUUCGUGGCCGAGAAGAAGCAGGCGCUGACCAUGGAGGUGGCUUGUGCCCGCAUGGCUGACAGCUACGACGUGCAAAUGCCUCCGGGCGAGAUGGAGAAACACUUGCGCCUCUUCGCAGAGCUGCUGCCCGACUGGGUGGGGAUCCACGCCAUCAGGACGGACACCUACAUCAAACUGGACAAAGGGAAGGACCUCGGCCUCGUCACGGAGAGGCUCACCAAGGCGGCAAAGGAGGCAGAAGCCCUCUGAGCUCCGCAAGGGUUGAGGCUUUCCCCGUGCAAUCUCCUCUAAAUGUAGCAAAUCCCAACUGCGGUCCGGGAUCUGGUGUGGAUUGAUGGGAGGCUCAUCCUUGGGGAUGUCUGAGGAAGAGCAAAACGCCUUAAUUUAACUAAUUCCUCUGCCGGGUCCGUGAGGACCAUAGCUCCCCUAACCCUCGAGCUGAAGGCAGGCAGUCCUGCGUCCUGGGGCAAUGAUGCAAGCGGUGAAGAGGAGCUAGUCACCUCUUCUCGGCUUUGCUGCGUUCUCCUGAAGGUUUGAUGCAGGAGGUUUCUCCUGAAGGUUUGAUGCAGGAGGUUUCUUCCAUUAACUGGGCCCUGGUGGGGUGCAGGCAGGACUGGGCAGGGUGAGAGGGUGACAGGCAGGAAGGAGUGAGAGAAGUCGUCACAAAUUUUGAUGUUUUUUGGAGCUCUGGGCCUUGUUCUGUUUUUAAGGGAGGGAAAGCGCAUCUCCAGUGCUCGCUGGAAACAACUACAGGACUUGUCAAAACAUAUUUGUAUUAAAUGUUUUAAAUAUA
Molecule: messenger RNA, 2416 nt
Organism: Gymnogyps californianus (California condor)
Lineage: Eukaryota; Metazoa; Chordata; Aves; Accipitriformes; Cathartidae
Gene: CDT1
Product: chromatin licensing and DNA replication factor 1
Exons: 10
Coding region: 1-1872 (623 amino acids)
Biological process (GO): DNA replication checkpoint signaling; DNA replication preinitiation complex assembly; mitotic cell cycle
Cellular component (GO): nucleus
Molecular function (GO): DNA binding; DNA polymerase binding
Source: RefSeq, a predicted model, not a curated record